AUGCCCGGCACUCCAGGAUGUCCGGCACUCCAGGAUGCUCUGUACUUCAGGAUGUCCGGCACUCCAGGAUGUCCGGCACUCCAGGAUGUCCGGCACUCCAGGAUGCCCGGCACUCCAGGAUGCCCGGCACUCCAGGGUGACCCUGCACUCCAGGGUGACCCUGCACUCCAGGGUGACCCUGCACUCCAGGGUGACCCUGCACUCCAGGGUGACCCUGCACUCCAGGGUGACCCUGCACUCCAGGGUGACCCUGCACUCCAGGGUGACCCUGCACUCCAGGGUGACCCUGCACUCCAGGGUGACCCUGCACUCCAGGGUGACCCUGCACUCCAGGGUGACCCUGCACUCCAGGGUGACCCUGCACUCCAGGGUGACCCUGCACUCCAGGGUGACCCUGCACUCCAGGGUGACCCUGCACUCCAGGGUGACCCUGCACUCCAGGGUGACCCUGCACUCCAGGGUGACCCUGCACUCCAGGGGUGCACUCCCCUGCACUCCAGGGUGACCCUGCACUCCAGGGUGACCCUGCACUCCAGGGUGACCCUGCACUCCAGGGUGACCCUGCACUCCAGGGUGACCCUGCACUCCAGGGUGACCCUGCACUCCAGGGUGACCCUGCACUCCAGGGUGACCCUGCACUCCAGGGUGACCCUGCACUCAAACUCUAUAAAGAACAUAGUACCAAAUUCUACUAUCUAA
Molecule: messenger RNA, 699 nt
Organism: Procambarus clarkii (red swamp crayfish)
Lineage: Eukaryota; Metazoa; Arthropoda; Malacostraca; Decapoda; Cambaridae
Source: RefSeq, a predicted model, not a curated record